GCCCGAGCGCGCGGGCGUCGCGGGGGAGGGGCGGGGCCUUCCGGCGCCACAGGAAAGUUCUGAGACGAAGCCCAGCGAGUCGCCGUUCCCGAACCAGCUGUUUCACCUUUCUUUUUUAACUCCGCCAACGGCUUCCAGCCCUCAGGUCCGGGUUGCUCCGUUGGUCAAAGUGCGUGAGGACUAGUUGGCAAAGUUGAGGGCAGCGAAGUCUCUGGGAACAGCUGUUUGCGUUCGGGGCGGAGGCGGCGCGCGAGCUCCUUGGUCACAAGCCAGCGAGCCUAAAAGGAGGGUGGAGGUUCGAGAUCCCAGGGAAGGAGAGCGAGAAAGCGGAAUGGCACGAGGACUUGAGGUUUGAGUUUCCUGUCCCUUAGCUCAGGUCCCGUCACGCUUUCGCUCCUUCUCGGUGACCUCAACUCCUUUAUACCGACCCCACCUCUCAGGAGCCUGGAGUACCGCCCCUGUAGGGGGAGGAGAAGAGGAAGAGAUUUCGAACGCGGAUUGAGUCGUCUGGGUACCCGUAGUGUGGAACCGGGGAACGCUGGUCCGUCCGGGAAAGGAGGGAGGUGUCCGGGCUCGGAGGGAGGUUCGGGUGGGCCUCACUCCAGGCCCUGCCCGACACUCCCCGCGUGGAAAGCACGAGCCUAACUUGGGCCCCAGGCGACGUGCGGAGCGGCUGGCGCAGUCAUGGCAGACUACUGGAAGUCACAACCAAAGAAAUUCUGUGAUUACUGCAAGUGCUGGAUAGCAGACAAUAGGCCUAGUGUUGAAUUUCAUGAAAGAGGAAAGAACCAUAAGGAAAAUGUGGCAAAAAGGAUCAGUGAGAUUAAACAGAAAAGCCUGGAUAAGGCAAAGGAAGAAGAAAAAGCAUCAAAGGAGUUUGCUGCAAUGGAGGCAGCUGCCCUGAAAGCAUACCAAGAGGAUUUGAAAAGGCUUGGCCUAGAGUCAGAAAUUUCAGAGCCAAGCAUAUCACCAGUAACCAGCACUAUCCCACCCACCUCUGCAUCAGAUCAACAAAAAGAAAAGAAGAAAAGAAAAAAAGAUCCUUCAAAGGGCAGAUGGGUAGAAGGCAUAACCUCUGAGGGUUACCAUUACUAUUAUGAUCUUAUCACAGGAGCAUCUCAAUGGGAGAAACCUGAAGGAUUUCAAGGAAACUUAAAAAAGACAGCAGUAAAGACCAUUUGGGUAGAAGGUUUAAGUGAAGAUGGUUAUAGCUAUUAUUAUAAUACAGAAACAGGAGAAUCCAGAUGGGAGAAACCUGAUGAUUUCAUUCCACACACUGGUGAUCUGCUUUCUAGUAAGGUCAAUGAAAAGUCACCUGACACCCUAGAAGAAUCCAAAUCAUCAGAUUCACAUAGUGAUUCUGAUGAGGAACAGAAAGCAGAAGAAGGAAAGGUCUCUACAGAAACAAAACAGCCAAAAAUAAAAUUUAAGGAAAAAAAUAAAAAUAAUGAGGAAGGAACUGACCCAGAAACACAGAAAGAAAAAAGUAUUCAAAAACAAAAUUUAUCUGGUCCAAAUGAAGAAAAAUCCAAAACUCUUAAAAAACCAAACCCAUAUGGAGAAUGGCAAGAAAUUAAACAAGAGGUUGAGUCUCAUAAGGAGGUGGAUUUGGAACUUCCAAGCUCUGAAAAUGAUUAUAUAUCAACUUCAGAAGCUGAUGUUGGUAUGGAACCCAAAGUGGUGUUUAAAGAAAAAACAGUCACUUCUCUUGGAGUUGUAGCAGAUGGAGUGACCCCAGUCUUCAAAAAGAGAAGAACUGAAAAUGGAAAAUCUAGAAAUUUAAGACAACGAGGUGAUGAUCAAUAAUUGUAAAAGAGCUUUUUGUAUUUGCUUUUUGGAUAGAAUGAAGACAUAUAUCUUAAAGCUCCUCUGUGUUUGUUUCUAAAUACUUUAUGCUAAAAAUUUAGAUUUAUUCUAAAUGUAUUUUAUGUGAAUUAAAAUAAAUCUUUUCUCAUGUGAAAUUAAUUUUUGUUCCUAAAAUGGAAGCCUACUACAUUACAUUGUAAUACAGUGUAUUAUGUUCAGUGUCUGAAAAUUGCUAAUUAUGUCAUAAUUUAAGAUGCUAUGUAUCUGUUAUUUAAAACAUGGAAAAAUAAGGCCUCUUCUAUUUUUAUUCAUAUGAACAGACUUAUACUUCAUUGAAAAUACAUUAGUUUUGCACACUAAUAUUCACCAUUAUCCAAGAAAUAAGAGAUGAUUUACAGCCCAGUGAUGAUUUGGUUCUGAGGAUCCUGUCAGAAGGCUGAUGUAGGAAGUGUAUGCAUAUUUCAAUUUAAAGUCAAAGGCCAAGAACCAGGAGCAGCUCAGAUACUUCAAAUGUAUUGCUUAAUGUGAAGGAAAAUUGGACCAAAGGUAGAAAUGUGUAUUCGUCCCAGUUCAGUUCAAAGCAACAAACGUUGCCCAAGCAUUUUUACUUUGAGCCAGGCAUUAUGCUAGGAACCUGGGGGUAUAAAGAUGAAUGAACUCCUGUUCUUCAGGAGUUCACAUUCUAGCAUAGUCCUUUUUCUCCCAAUCAUGUACUCUUUUUAGCAGCCUUAUAUGUACUGGAAAAUAUUUUUUAGGGUUUAUUUAAAUCUAUAUGUAGAUGAAAGCUUAAACUAAAAUAGUAAGGUCUCUAGCUUCAAUAAAAUUUUUGGAGUUACUUAGACAAAUUAAAAAUUUCACAUUUUCUGGUUGAAUCUCCAUUUGAAGUAGAUACCUCCCUUUAUUACUUUUACAAAUUCUUCAAAUUAUAUUUUUCUUAAGUUGUACAGUAUUUAACUUUUGGUAGUAAAUAUUUGUCUUUUUAAGAUUACUAGUGUACAUGUAAGAAAAUGUUAGCUUAUUAAAAACUUCAUGGAAGAGUAAA
Messenger RNA from Galeopterus variegatus (Sunda flying lemur), 2848 nucleotides. RefSeq names its product WW domain binding protein 4 (gene WBP4). The record is from RefSeq and is a predicted model, not a curated record. NCBI's taxonomy places the organism in Eukaryota, Metazoa, Chordata, Mammalia, Dermoptera, Cynocephalidae. The transcript is spliced from 10 exons. Gene Ontology annotation, biological process: mRNA splicing, via spliceosome. Gene Ontology annotation, molecular function: RNA binding; zinc ion binding; protein binding. Bases 685 to 1806 code for a protein of 373 amino acids. Gene Ontology annotation, cellular component: nucleus; precatalytic spliceosome.